This is a messenger RNA of Physella acuta, 2106 nucleotides long. RefSeq names its product zinc finger protein 30. Lineage: Eukaryota; Metazoa; Mollusca; Gastropoda; Physidae. Gene Ontology annotation, cellular component: nucleus. The record is from RefSeq and is a predicted model, not a curated record. Gene Ontology annotation, biological process: regulation of transcription by RNA polymerase II; embryo development. Gene Ontology annotation, molecular function: DNA-binding transcription factor activity, RNA polymerase II-specific; RNA polymerase II transcription regulatory region sequence-specific DNA binding.
GAUGGCGGAACGUAGACCUAGCAAAAUACUAAAAUAAACUACUGGAAAAUACAUCAACACUCACUUUUCUUAUUUUGAGUAUCAAUAUAUAGAUCUAGUAAUAUCUAGAUUUAUCUAGAAACUAUAUCUAUAACCCUUCGGUAAAGUUUCGUCUGUACGUAGGCUUCAGGAACAGUACAACAUCUCCUUCUUUAUCAAGUUUCCUGAGAGAUAUCUUCAAGCUAAAUAUACUACAACAGUAGAAAUGGAAUUUUCAGUUAAAGUUGAGCCAGAAGACACAUAUACAUCCUAUUCAGAGUCUACUAGUAAUCUAGCUACAGACAAUUUAUUGGAUCACAAAGUAUUUGAAGAUCUUGAAAUUUCCUCUAAAGGCACAGAUGUUUUAUCAUCUCGCACUCUUACAUGCACUUUGUGUAAUCAGAUAUUUGAUAAUGAGUAUGUUUUAUAUAGUCACCUACAUCAGCAUUUAGAGGAUAAUACCUACACCUCAUUUUCUAUCAACAGCAGGUUUAAUCAUAAUUCUAUGUUGCAUACAAAAGAGAAGCAAUUCUAUUGUGAACUUUGUGGUAGAACAUUUUCUUUUAAAAGCAGUUUACAGAGGCAUCGUGUUGUACACACAAAUGAUAAGCCAUUUACUUGUGAGUUAUGUAAUAAAUCUUUUUCUCGAAAAAGUGAUUUAAAACAACAUAAUUUUGUACACACCAGAGAGAAGCCAUUUUCUUGUAAGUUGUGUAGUAAAUCUUUUUCAUCAUGCAGCACUUUGAAACGACAUCAUCAAGUACACACAAAAGUAAAACCAUUUACUUGUAAAAUAUGUAGUAAAUCGUUUUUCCGAAACCGUGAUUUAAAUCUACAUCAUAGUGUGCAUUCAAAAGAGAAAGAAUUUUCUUGUAAGAUGUGCAGUAAGUUUUUUACAACACAAAGCAGUUUGAAACGACAUCAUCAAGUACACACAAAAGUAAAACCAUAUACUUGUAGAAUAUGUAGUCAAUCAUUUUCUCGAAGUAGAGAAUUAAUGCUACAUUUUCGUAUACACAAAAAAGAGAAGCCAUUUGCCUGUAAGUUGUGUAGUAAAUCUUUUACAACAUGCAGCAGUUUGAAUCGGCAUCAUUAUUUACAUUCCAGUGAGAAAUCAUUCUCUUGUAAAUUGUGUGGCAAAGUAUUUGCAGUUCGUGAGUACUUAAGAGUGCAUAACCUCUUGGUGCACAUUAAAGAAAAGAAAUAUACUUGUAAAUUGUGUGGCAAAUCAUUUGUUCUGAGCAGCACUUUGAAACGACAUUACCAGGUUCACGCACGAGAAAAACCAUGUUCUUGUAAGGUGUGUGGCAAAUCAUAUUCAACAGGCUAUAUAAAAAAGCAUUACCUUUUGGUGCAUGUAAAGAAAAAACAGUUUGUUUGCAAAGUGUGUAAUAAAUCAUUUUCUUUUAAUAGCAUCUUAAAUCAGCACUAUCAAGUACAUUCAAAAAAAUGCUCUUGUAAGGUGUGUGGCAAAUCAUAUUCAGCAGGCUAUUUAAAAAGGCAUAACCUUUUAGUGCAUGUAAAGAAGAAACAAUGUGUUUGCAAAGUGUGUAAUAAAUCAUUUUCUUUUAAUAGCAUCUUAAACCGGCACUAUCAAGUACAUUCCAAAAAAUCCAUUUACAUUGAUAUUGUGUAGAAAAUAAUUUUCUAAAAAUCAAUCUUUAAAAAUGCAUUUUCAUGUGAAUACUUAGUUAGAAUCCUUUAUUGUAAAAAGUUUAACUAGUUUACCUUUAUUUUACAUUGAAAUGUCUGUAGUAAAUGAUUAAUACAUACACACUAGUUGCAAUACUGCAGAGCAUGUCAGAAGAAAGAAUUCUUUUAAAUUUUAUUUUAUUAGAUUUUUCAGCUGUCUCAAGUUCCUAUGGAUACAAUUCUAUGGAAACAACAUGGAAUUACAAAACAUUUAUGUCAUAUAAAUUGAGCACUCUUCAUGCAAUAGUACCUUUGAUCCAUCUUAAUAGCUUAUUUUUGUUGAUUCUCAUACAGACUGACAAACUUACUUAAUAGUUGUAUUUGCAGCAUCACACCACAUAAACUCUCACUGUGCCCACCUGUAAUCCCACCCAUUCUUCACACAGAAACUCCCAA